Molecule: messenger RNA, 2712 nt
Organism: Polychytrium aggregatum
Lineage: Eukaryota; Fungi; Chytridiomycota; Chytridiomycetes; Polychytriales
Exons: 1
Coding region: 84-2540 (818 amino acids)
Molecular function (GO): protein binding
Source: RefSeq, a predicted model, not a curated record
GUCUUUUCCCCUCAUCCCAGGGCACCCAGAGUAAUGGCUUGACCGGGUGUGUGAUAUGAUCCGAAUACGCCGUGCUUGUCCGAAUGAGACGAUGUGUCCCAUCUUUUCUUCGCCACAGUGUAUCGCCAGGUUGUGAAUCCUGGCCACCCCAUCCCGAUCGAGAAUGUGAGACGAAUGUAACGACGUUCUUGGGCAUCUUGGAAGGCAUGGGGAUUGUCGUGGAUGCGCUGGCACUCCUCACUCUCACUUCCGAGCUUGCAGAACUUCCGGGCCUGUCGAGAGCACGGAGAGCGGCUUCCCUUCCUCGAUUCCUCCGAGUCCUCCUCUGUCAAGUUUCCGCGGCGCACAGCUUGCGUCGCCCGCGAACUCGAGCCCCCGGAUUGUCCCAGUCACUGCGGCUCCACCACGGCGGCCCUCAAGUAUCAGCGCAUCUCGGGGCCUCUCGUCGGGCGGCCACCACCAUGAACCCAUCGGACUCUUCCAAGCUCUUCUCGUGGAAUGUGCGUGCCCCCGAGUUUGUUCCUGCCUCCCAUCGUCUCUCGGAAGGAAUCGGCGCUGCUUCUCAACGGCAGCAUGGGCCACCACACGCUUAUCCACAAGCUGCAUCGCAUACUCGAUCGCCGGCAAACCCAGCUCGACGGCAACGGCCAGCCAAGCGAGCAGCACCGCCGGUAGAGCAGCCAUCGCAGGCGCUGCUUCAGCGAUCGGCUGAAUUCUCGACAGAAUCCUCGACAGGAUCCUCAGAAUCGACGGCAAACACAUCGUCAAAAGCAAAGCCACCGACACGGACACAUGCCUCCACGUCCAUAGAGUCCCCGAAUCGGCUGCCUGUUCCUGCACCGGCGGUUGCAUCCUCGGGGGCCCUGGGCGGCCUGCCGAUCGAUGUUUUCCUUGCGGUCGUGCGGUUCCUGCCGCUACAAUCGCUCGGCCGACUUGCGCAAACGUCCCGCUGGAUCCACAGCCUGGUCGAGCACCAGAUCUUUGCGUCGUCGGUGCGAUUCGAGCAGCUUCGGCUGACGGCCUUUCCGGUGGCCCCUCCGCUGUCGGCCUCUUGCCGCCUGGCGAUGCUCACUCGUAUCGACGACAACUGGACGCAGCCCAUCCGGGCCGAGGAUGGCACCCUGGAUCUCUACGUUCUGCCGUCGCCCCCAGCGAGCUCGCCCAUCCAGCACACUCGCAUUUCUGGACCAUGGCGCACCGGCAGCCGCAGAGGACAGUAUAUCCCCAAGGUCCGGCUCACGGACAACAUCACAGCCUGCUCGUACGGCUCGUGCAUCGAGCUGCUCGGCGUUACCAAGGACCUGGGCUACCGCCACUGCCAAGGGCGGGCCACGGUCCGCUUCGAAGGCCCGGAUAUUACGGAUUUCGUCGUCUGCGAGUCCAAUGCGGCCGGCGGCGCUUUGACCCUGGUUGCGGCAGAUGUGGACGGGAUUCUCUCCCACGAGUCCGUCGCUGCCUCGGCGUUCCAGACGCAAGGCGAAGCGGCAGCAUCCCCGGCUCGGUGCUCAAUCCGUGCGCACCGCGGAUCGAUUCGGGCGAUCGCUCCGAUCGAUGGCCAGCGAUUUGCGAGCGUUGGCUACGAUCAUAUGCUGAAGCUGUGGCAAUUCGAUCCGGCCGGCCAAAGCACCGAGCAGCCGCAGGAGCAAUUCCCGGAACGAUGGUCCCCGACACAAUCCCACCCCCGCCGAGAUCAUCCCCAUCAACAUGACCACUAUAAGUAUGAACGCCAUCAGCAUGACCACCAUCAACAUGAGCACUAUCAGCACGGCCGCCGCAAGCAUCGGGGGCAUUCGGGCGGCGGAAACGGCUUCUUGUGUCUGCACCAGCUUUCGCUCUCCGGCCUGCACGCCGACCGGCCGCUCUCGUUGGACCAUAUUCCCCGCCACGACACUGUUGCCCUCGGCAGCAGCAUGAGCCGGGCGCUCCAGCGCAACUCGACACUCGAUCUCAUCGCAGUCGCACCGCACGGCCUGCUCCGGCUCGGCUCGCUGCGAUCCAGCCACUCUGUCUACGGGCUCACCUCUAUCCUCGACUCGGUGCUGGUGUCGGUCUCGUACGAUGGCGUGGUCCGUGGCUACGACUUGCGACAGCCGAUGGUCUCUCGCUGCGUCGUGCAGGCCGACGAUCCCGACAACUAUGCGCUAUGCUCGGUCGCCAGCGACGGAUACUUCAAGAUCGUGGCCGGGGCGCUGCACCACUCGACCACCCGUAUCUUUGAUAUUCGCUCGGUGCGGCCCCGCGGCGGCGCUGCUCGUCGGGAUAUGGAAGCAACACUUGAUGCGGUCUCGGCCCUGGGCGUAAUCGCCUCUGCAUCGCAGAGCCACAACAACGGUGCUUGCUUGCGCCUCGGGCUGGUCAAGAGCCUCUAUGUCUCGCGGCACACCAGCCCGGUCUAUUCGGUGGCCACGGACGGAUCGCGGGUGAUCAGCGCCAUCUCGACGCAGAUGAUCAUGUCGACAGCCGAUGGGUUUGUCGAUGGGCUUGCCGGUGCGGCGAACACUUUGUUCAGGGAGAAUCGGGAGGCCCGCGUGGCGGCAUAGAACUCGAUGUCUUGCGUCCAAUAGAGCCGUAUGCGAUCAAACAGAUCACUUGAGCAGUCCGAGUCAAGGCCGUACGGUAGCCGAAAGUACUGCAUCGCGGUGCGAUCGAUAGAUUGAUAGACUGAUAGAUCGAUGAGGGGGGCACUCAGGUCCCAGCAAACAGCGACAGCCC